AAUGCUGAAAAAAAGAUGAAUUAUUUUCCGGACGAGGUUAUAGAACACGUGUUCAAUUUUAUAACAUCACAUAAGGACCGAAACGCGGUGUCGUUAGUGUGCAAAUCAUGGUACAAAAUCGAAAGAAUGAGCAGACAAAUAGUGUUCAUAGGAAACUGUUAUGCUAUCAGUCCGGAGGGAGUGAUUGCCAGGUUUCCGGAGCUCAAGUCCUUGACGUUGAAGGGUAAGCCGCAUUUUGCGGACUUCAACUUGGUCCCACAUGAUUGGGGCGGGAUUCUUUACCCUUGGAUCGAAGCUUUUGCCAAGAGUAGAGUCGGCUUGGAGGAGUUGAGGUUGAAGAGGAUGGUGGUUUCUGACGAGAGUCUCGAGUUGCUCUCGAAGUCGUUCGUGAAUUUCAAGGCCUUGGUUCUUGUUAGCUGUGAAGGCUUCUCCACUGAUGGGUUGGCUGCUGUAGCUGCCAAUUGUAGGUUUCUUAGGGAGCUGGACUUGCAAGAAAAUGAAGUAGAGGAUCAUAGAGGCCAUUGGAUUAGCCGCUUUCCUGAAAGUUGUACUUCUCUUGUCUCCCUGAACUUAGCAUGCCUCAAAGGAGAAAUAAAUUUGUCGGCUCUUGAGAGACUUGUAGCAAGGUCUCCUAAUCUCAAAAGUUUGAGGUUAAGCCGGGCUGUGCCUCUUGAUGUGCUCCAAAAGAUACUGAUGCGAGCUCCUCAACUAGUGGACUUGGGUACUGGGUCCUUUGUACACGAUCCAGCUUCUGAUGCCUACAACAAAUUAAAGGCUACCAUUCUGAAGUGCAAGUCAAUAAAGAGUUUGUCGGGUUUUUUGGAGGUUGCUCCUCGCUGCCUGUCAGCUAUUCACCCAAUUUGUCAUAAUCUAACCUCCUUGAAUCUGAGCUAUGCCCCCGGCAUUCAUGGAAAUGAGCUGAUAAAGCUUAUUCAGCACUGCAGGAAACUUGAGCGAUUAUGGAUACUGGAUUGUAUUGGAGAUAAAGGAUUGGGAAUUGUAGCUUCAACUUGUAAAGAGUUGCAAGAAUUGAGGGUUUUCCCAUCUGAUCCCUAUGGGGUAGGCAAUGCUGCUGUAACUGAGGAAGGUCUAGUUGCCAUAUCUGCCGGUUGCCCAAAGCUUCAUUCAUUGUUGUACUUCUGCCAGCAGAUGACUAAUGCUGCUCUUAUAACUGUGGCAAAGAAUUGUUCUAAUUUUACCCGCUUCAGAUUGUGCAUCCUUGACCCUACAAGACCUGACCCUGUCACCAUGCAGCCCUUAGAUGAAGGUUUUGGGGCAAUUGUUCAAUCUUGCAAGCGCCUAAGGCGUUUAUCACUCUCUGGCCUGUUAACUGACCGGGUUUUCCUUUACAUUGGAAUGUAUGCUGAGCAGCUGGAAAUGCUUUCUAUUGCAUUUGCUGGGGACAGUGACAAGGGAAUGCUCUAUGUCUUGAAUGGGUGUAAGAAGCUUCGCAAGCUAGAAAUCAGGGACAGCCCCUUUGGUGACACGGCACUUCUAACGGACGUGGGAAAGUAUGAAACAAUGCGAUCCCUUUGGAUGUCGUCCUGUGAAGUUACCCUUGGAGGCUGCAAGACACUUGCGAAGAAUAGGCCAAUGCUCAAUGUGGAGAUCAUAAACGAAGAUGAUCAGAUUGAUUUUAGCUCUGAUGAUAGACAAAAAGUAGGGAAGAUGUACUUGUAUCGAUCAUUGGUUGGGCCAAGGAAAGAUGCACCAGAGUUUGUGUGGACUUUGUAAGUUCGACCUCAAUGC
Molecule: messenger RNA, 1749 nt
Organism: Pistacia vera
Lineage: Eukaryota; Viridiplantae; Streptophyta; Magnoliopsida; Sapindales; Anacardiaceae
Product: protein AUXIN SIGNALING F-BOX 2-like
Exons: 3
Coding region: 16-1734 (572 amino acids)
Biological process (GO): SCF-dependent proteasomal ubiquitin-dependent protein catabolic process
Cellular component (GO): SCF ubiquitin ligase complex
Molecular function (GO): protein binding
Source: RefSeq, a predicted model, not a curated record